CGGGGUCGCUCCCCCCCACCCCUCUCAGUGAACUACAGGUCCCGUCGUGCCCCGCGCGCGCGAGAGGCUCAGUCCGGCCGCGGCAGGAGGAAGCGGUUCGCAAGGCGCCAUCCCGCUCGCCCGGCCGCCGCGCUCAGGCGAGUCCCCGGCUUCUCCGCGGCCUACCUCGGUUGUCGGCAUGGCCCGGCCGCUGGUGCCCAGCUCGCAGAAGGCGCUGCUGCUGGAGCUGAAGGGGCUGCAGGAGGAGCCCGUGGAGGGGUUCCGGGUCACCCUGGUGGACGAGGGCGACCUGUACAACUGGGAGGUGGCGAUCUUCGGGCCCCCCAACACCCACUACGAGGGCGGGUACUUCAAGGCUCGUCUCAGGUUUCCUAUCGAUUAUCCCUAUUCGCCCCCUGCCUUUAGGUUCCUGACCAAAAUGUGGCACCCUAACAUCUAUGAGACAGGCGAUGUCUGUAUUUCAAUUCUCCACCCUCCAGUGGAUGACCCGCAGAGCGGGGAGCUGCCUUCCGAGCGAUGGAACCCCACCCAGAAUGUACGGACUAUCCUUCUGAGUGUGAUCUCGCUGCUCAAUGAGCCCAACACCUUCUCACCCGCAAAUGUGGAUGCCUCUGUGAUGUACAGGAAGUGGAAGGACAGCAAAGGGAAGGAUCGGGAGUACACAGAUAUCAUCAGGAAGCAAGUCCUGGGAACCAAGGUGGAUGCUGAACGGGAUGGUGUGAAGGUCCCCACCACGUUGGCAGAGUACUGUGUGAAGACCAAGACUCCAGCCCCGGAUGAAGGCUCAGACCUUUUCUAUGAUGACUACUACGAGGAUGAUGAGAUGGAGGAGGAGGCAGACAGUUGCUAUGGAGAUGAGGAUGAUUCUGGCAAUGAGGAAUCCUGACGCCCUUCUGGCAAUCGCAAAACUUAUCAUAAACUAUUGAAUUUUACCUCAACUAGGACACACAAACUGGCUUGAAUUUAGGAUCUGUCAGCCCUGAAAUUAACUCUCUACCUCACAGGGAGACUGUUCUGCUGUAAAG
Chelonia mydas (Green sea turtle) is the source of this 1025-nucleotide messenger RNA. RefSeq names its product cell division cycle 34, ubiqiutin conjugating enzyme (gene CDC34). NCBI's taxonomy places the organism in Eukaryota, Metazoa, Chordata, Testudines, Cheloniidae. Gene Ontology annotation, molecular function: ubiquitin conjugating enzyme activity. The record is from RefSeq and is a predicted model, not a curated record. The transcript has 5 exons. Gene Ontology annotation, biological process: protein polyubiquitination; ubiquitin-dependent protein catabolic process. The coding region runs from base 179 to 886 and encodes 235 amino acids.